This is a messenger RNA of Iphiclides podalirius (scarce swallowtail), 285 nucleotides long. The record is from the annotation of a GenBank genome assembly. Lineage: Eukaryota; Metazoa; Arthropoda; Insecta; Lepidoptera; Papilionidae.
AUGAUCGGUACUGCAAAAUUUAGAAAAUCUGUAGUCAUUAAGUUGACAAUAUAUCUAUUUGUCUUGUUAUUGCAAUCGCAUUUGGCUCAGGUACAUUGUGCCGUGCCGUUGGACAUAGUAACUGAAAAGGUGAUUCCCCUCGCUAUGAAGAAGCGCCAACCGGCGAUAGUCCCUAUGAUACCUGACAAGGAACCCUUGAUAAGUGCCAGAAAAUGCUUCGCAACUUUACAUUCUGUCGAUUUGAGGACGCUUAAAGCAAUCUGUAACUGGUGGACGAGAUCGCUG